Molecule: messenger RNA, 319 nt
Organism: Dicrocoelium dendriticum
Lineage: Eukaryota; Metazoa; Platyhelminthes; Trematoda; Plagiorchiida; Dicrocoeliidae
Source: the annotation of a GenBank genome assembly
AUGAAUCGCAGACCACCAGACCAGGUUUGCGUAUUGGCGACGGAAAGCUGGGGACUACUCCGGAGCGCGCUCAUCUCAGUGGCAUUUGUCGCACUCGUGUUUGUGGGACUCAUCGCUGCGAAUAGGUGUGAGCAGCAGAUGGUUCAUCGUUGCAUGGGCACUGCUGCUAUGCCUGGUGGAGCCGUGGACAUUGGUGAGCGGUUCGGGCCCACUUGUCGUUAAGCCCGAUGUCUGUUCAGGCAAGUGCCUAUCGUUGCUCUCCUGUCCGCGGAUGGGUUACAUUACAGUUUAGUGCCGUGUCGGGACAGCAGGACUGAGU